AUGAGGGGUGGCGCGCCCCCUUUACCACCUCGACCACCGGCGUGUCACACUGCAUCAGCGACCGAUGCCGUUCCCAAUGCCAUAGUGAUGGAUGAGGGGAGACCCAGUGACUCUUUAUACAGCCUGUCUCUGCCCCGCCCCGAAGCGACCUGGAAGCGGCGAUUGUUACUUAUUUACAUCCAUGGUUUUAUGGGCUCUGAAGCCAGUUUCAACGACUUCCCGGCACAUGUUCAUCACUUGUUGACCGCUGUGCUCAGCGAGUCAUAUGUCGUAUACACUCGUAUCUACCCUCGUUACAAGUCCCGCGGCGAAAUACAGACAGCCGUUGAUCAGUUCAGUAACUGGCUAUCCCCGCACGAGGCCGAUGACCUUGACGUCAUUUUGCUGGGACAUAGUCUUGGUGGUAUUCUAGCUGCAGACGUUGCGCUUAUGCAAGGUCACGGCAUCCCAGAUAUAAAGCCAAAACAUCGCAUACUGGGGCUCAUUAACUUCGAUGUUCCAUUAUUGGGCCUUCACCCUCGAGUCAUUCCCACCGGGAUCGGCAGCCUGUUUCAAAAGAAGGGUAACAAAGUUGAAGCUAGUGUAGCCGAAUCGCUAGAUUCCUUAUCAUUGGACACAAAUUCUCUCGUUAACCAUCCGAAUUUCGACCCUCCAUUCAAAAAUGAUGUGCGAUUGGUCAAACGUGACACCGUGGACAGCAUCAUGCACUUCUUCAACAAAAAUACGGAUCGUCUCUCCCAAUCUCUCGUUGAUCUCCUAUUUUCACCUGUCAAAUUCGCAAGCUGCGUGAAUGAAUAUCCCACUAUGCGUAUGCGUUAUCGCCGCUUGAUAGAGCUGGGAUCCGGUAAGCCUGGCCACAGAGGAAGUCAAUUUGUCAACUAUUAUACCGCAAGCACCGGUCGGAAAUCACAAAAAUCAAAGACCAAGCCUGCAACGAAAUCUAUCGAUGAGGAGAUCCCAGAGGAGGUACUCGAGGAUGCGGAAAGAACGAAUGAUACGAUAGAAAGCAAGGGUUUUCAAGAAUUAGACGAGAUCACCCAGACUUCAUGUGCGACAUGUGAGAACUCGGGAGAAUCUCCCAAGACAGAAUCCACUCUGAUCGAAGGACCAGAGAUCAAGACAGACGAACACCCGUCCAGUGAUGAUUUACCCAUAGUAGAUACACAUCCUAUUGCAUCCGACGCUCCUCAAGCGGUUCAAUCGGUUGACAUUGAGGUUGAGACCCAACUUAAAGGAACACAAAGUCUCACAUCUUCGAUCUCCGUCGAUAAAAUGGAGACAACAAGCCUCUCAGAUGAUGCAUCUAGCAUGACAUCCGCAGGCGCUUUGACAGCAGAUACACCCCCUGAGAAGCUGCGCAAGUUUAUUUUGCUGCCCUCUCAUCACUGGCGGAGUGCGGAUAAUUCCUUGUGGGUACCGCUAGUGAUGGAGGAUAUGGAUGAAGUGGUAGCUCAUCAGUCUAUCUUCCUCGCGCAUGGUAAACACUACGAUCGACUAGUCGGAGAAACUGUGACCCAGAUUGAGCAGUGGGUGCAGAACGACUUGACCCUUCGGGCACUUUCUUGA
Messenger RNA from Penicillium odoratum, 1566 nucleotides. RefSeq lists its product as uncharacterized. The record is from RefSeq and is a predicted model, not a curated record. The transcript is spliced from 2 exons. Lineage: Eukaryota; Fungi; Ascomycota; Eurotiomycetes; Eurotiales; Aspergillaceae. Bases 1 to 1566 code for a protein of 521 amino acids.